CCAGCUGGGACUUGGGACGGCUGGCUGCAGCGCGGCGCCGGGUGAGCGGAGGUCGGGCAUGUUCCGAGAAUGAUGUGUACUCUGAGCGCCGUGACGCCCCGGCGUGCACUCUGCAGCGCGGGAAUGAAGUCUGUUGAACUGGUGUCUGUCCUGGAUGCCUGGGUUCCAGACCCUGCUGCUGGGGCGUUCCACAAGUCAUCCAGCUGAAGGAGAAGUUCCGUUGAACUGGCUCUUCUCAGGCACCUUUUAGAAAUGAGUGAACAAACAUUGGAAACAACUCCACAACAUCGGGAACUUCCUGAAUGGAUGUCUACACAGAAUAAGAGAUACACUGUAGAAAAAAGAAAGACAUCUAUUCAGAAGAGUGUUUUGGAAGAUGAUCUACCCUUCUUAGAAUUCACUGGAUCCAUUGUGUACAGUUAUGAAGCUAGUGAUUGUUCUUUCCUAUCAGAAGAUAUUAGCACCAGUCUGUCUGAUGGAGAUGUGGUGGGAUUUGACAUGGAAUGGCCACCAGUGUUUAAAAAAGGGCAACUGAGCAGAGUUGCACUAAUUCAGUUGUGUGUGUCAGAGAGCAAAUGUUACUUGUUUCAUAUUUCUUCUAUGUCUGGUUUUCCUCAGGGAUUGAAGAUGUUGCUGGAAAAUGAAGCAAUUAAAAAGGCAGGUGUAGGAAUUGAAGGAGAUCAGUGGAAACUUCUACGUGACUUUGACAUCAAAUUGAAGAGUUUUGUGGAGCUGACAGAUGUUGCCAAUGAAAAGCUGAAAAGUACAGAGACCUGGAGCCUCAAUGGUUUGGUUAAACACCUCUUCGGCAAACAGCUUCUGAAAGAUAAGUCUGUUCGCUGUAGCAAUUGGAGUAACUUUCCCCUCACCGAGGGCCAGAAACUGUACGCCGCCACUGAUGCUUAUGCUGGUCUCAUCAUUUAUCAAAAAUUAGAAAUUUUGGGUGAUGCCGUACAAAUAUUUGCUAUAACUAAAGAGGAGAAAGUACUACUUAGUGGUCUGAAGAAACAGUUGACUUCGUUUUCUGAGGAAAUGAUGGAUCUGGCUAAGCAUCUUCCUGACACUUGGGGAAAACUGAAAAAUCCACAGAGGGUUUCUAUGCUAUUGAAGUAUAUUUCAGAAAAUCUGUGUUCAUUGAGGAAGAUGAUACUUGGUUCUACUGAGAAUGAACUGAGGCCCAGCAGUAGUUUUCAUUUAUUACAACUGGAAGAUCCAGCUGCUGGUGAAGUACAGCAGGAACAAAUUAGAGAACAUAAAAUUUUAACUACAGUUAAAGAUGAGUCAUGGGAUAUGACACCGGAUAAUUUAAUUGAACAUGAUGGGGAAAAUGUACUUGGAAAUGAAGUGAGACAAGAAGAUGGAUUUGAAGAUGGACUAGAAGACAAUAAGUUGAAAGAGAAUACAGAAAGAAUUUGUUUGAACUCGUUAGAUAUUACAGAAGCUGAACUCCAACUUUUGGAACAACAGGCUCAGGAAAAAUAUCUCAGUGAUGUUACUUGCAAGUCUCCUGAGGAUAAUGAAGAGGAUACAUCUUACGUAAUUGAGAGUGAUGAAGAUUUAGAGAUGGAGAUGCUCAAGUCUUUAGAAAAUCUAAAAAGUGACACGGUAGAUCCAGUUCAUUCAAAAUGCGUGGAAAAGGAGAGAAAUCUGGGUCUUCCUUCUGAAGAAGAUGACGAAGAUAAGAAUGAAGCUAUUGAAGAGGAAGAAGCUGAUGAAGACUGUUUGUUACCAGGACCUACUGCAGAGCAAGUUAUUUGCCUCAAGACAUACUUUGGCCAUUCCAGUUUUAAGCCGGUUCAGUGGAAAGUGAUUCAUUCUGUAUUGGAAGAAAGAAGAGAUAAUGUUGUUGUCAUGGCAACUGGAUAUGGGAAAAGUUUGUGCUUCCAGUAUCCACCUGUUUAUAAAGGCGGGAUUGGCCUGGUCAUCUCUCCUCUUAUUUCUUUGAUGCAGGACCAAGUGCUCCAACUUGAAAUGUCCAACAUUCCAGCUUGUUUCCUUGGAUCAGCACAGUCAAAAAAUGUUCUAGAGGAUAUUAAAUUAGGCAAAUACCGGAUUGUAUACAUAACUCCAGAAUUCUGUGCGGGUAACUUGAACCUACUUCAGCAACUUGAGGCUAAUAUCGGUAUUACAGUUAUUGCUGUGGAUGAGGCUCACUGUAUUGCUGAGUGGGGACAUGAUUUUAGAAGUUCAUUCAGGUCUUUGGACUCCCUAAAGGCAGUACUCCCGAAGGUUCCAGUUGUUGCCUUGACUGCUACAGCAAGUUCUUCAAUCCGAGAAGACAUUGUACGUUGCUUAAAACUGAAGGAUCCUCAGAUUACCUGUACUGGUUUUGAUCGACCAAACUUGUAUUUAGAAGUUGGGCGAAAAACAGGAAACAUCCUUCAGGAUCUGAAGCAAUUUCUUGUCCAGAAGACAAGUUCUGCCUGGGAAUUUGAAGGUCCAACUAUCAUCUAUUGUCAUUCCAGAAAAAUGACAGAACAAGUUACAGCUGAACUUAAGAAAUUGAAAUUAGCCUGUGGAGCAUACCAUGCAGGACUGAGUGUUAAUUUAAGGAAACAAGUUCAUCAUAAGUUCAUGAGAGAUGAAAUUCAGUGUGUCAUAGCUACCAUAGCUUUUGGAAUGGGCAUUAAUAAAGCUGAUGUUCGCAAAGUCAUUCAUUAUGGCGCUCCUAAGGAAAUGGAAUCAUAUUACCAGGAGAUUGGUAGAGCUGGCCGUGAUGGGCUUCAGAGUUCUUGUCACGUACUCUGGACUCCAGCAGACAUUAAAUUAAAUAGGUACCUCCUUAGUGAGAUACGUGAUGAAAGGUUUCGAUUAUACAAAUUAAAGAUGAUGGCAAAGAUGGAAAAAUAUCUUCAUUCCAGCAGGUGUAGGCGACAAAUCAUCUUGUCUCAUUUUGAAGACAAACAACUACGAAAGGCCUCCUUGGGAAUAAUGAGAACUGAAAAAUGCUGUGAUAAUUGCAGGUCCAGAUUGGAUCAGUUCUCUUCCAUUGAUGACUCAGAGGAUAUGUCACAGGACUUUGGUCCACAAGCAUUCCAGCUGCUAUCUGCUGUGACCAUCUUAGGAGAAAAGUUUGGAAUUGGGGUUCCAAUUUUAUUUCUCCGAGGAUCAAAUUCCAAGCGUCUCGAUAAAUACCGCAGUCACAGUUUCUUUGGCACUGGCAAGGAUCACUCAAGCAAUUGGUGGAAGGCUCUUUACUGUCAGCUCUUAACUGAGGGGUUCUUGGUAGAAGUUCCUGGGCAAAGCAAAUAUAUAAAGAUUUGUACCCUUACAGCAAAGGGUAGAGACUGGCUUGCUAGGGCCAAAACGGGAUCUCCUCAGAGACUUAUCCUUCAAGCUAAUGAAGAAUUGUGUCCAAGGAAUUUUUUGCUACCAAGUUCCAAAGCUGUAUCUUCAGGCUCUAAACAACUUUCCUCUAAUCAAGUACCAGUUGAAUUAACUGCAGAGAAGAAGUCUAAGUUGGAGAAGGCGGAUUCUUACAAAGCAUUUGGUAACAUUUCUUCUGUGAGUAACAGUCCUAAAAACAGCAUCAUGGUGUCAUCACCAGGAAAAUGUUACAAGUCCUCAGAUCCUGUUAUUUCAGCUCAAGAGCAGGAGACCCAGACUACGUUAUAUGGCAAGUUGGUGGAAGCCAGGCAAAACCAUGCCAAUAAAAUGGGUUUUCCGCCAGCUAUUCUGGCAACGAAUAAGAUACUGUUGGAUAUGGCCAAAAUGAGACCUUCUACAGUUGAAAAUGUGAAAAGGAUCGAUGGUGUUUCUGAAGGCAAAGCUACGAUGUUGGCCUCUCUGUUGGAAGUUAUCAAUCAUUUCUGUCAAAUAAAUGGUGUUCAGACAGACCUCUUUCCAAGUACGAAACCUCAGGAAGAACAGAAUAGAAGUCUGGUGGGGAAAAAUGAAGCACACUCACUUUCACAGUCUGAGGCCAUCACAUACUCUUUAUUCCAGGAAAAGAAAAUGUCUUUGGAACAUAUAGCUCAGAACAGGACUCUGCCUCUCACAACAGUUGGCACGCACUUGUCCCAAGCGGUGAAAGCUGGCUACCCAGUCGAUGUGGAGCGAGCGGGCCUGACUCCACAGGUUCAGAAGAUUAUUGCUGACGUUAUCCGAAGCCCUCCCAUCAACUCAGAUGUAAAUAAAAUUAAACUAAUUAAAAUGUAUGUUCCUGAAAACAUUGACACAUACCUUAUCCACAUGGCAAUUGAGAUCCUGGAAAAAGACUGUGACAGCAGACUGUUCUGCCAAUCUUCAUGUGAUUCCAACAAGAAGAGGUGUUUCCCCAACUCUGAAGCAAGCUAUUCAAAUUCUAAGAGAAGCAAGGAAGAGGCAGACAUUAAUUCCAAGGUUGAUGGAAAGCAUCCGUAUGAUUUUUCACUGAAAGAUGAGAGUCACAGAAAUUCACAAAAACUAACUUUUAAUGAGCCACUCAGCAAUUCAGAAAUGGAAGAGUUAUUUACAGACCCUCAAUCACAGACUUUGUCUGAAACCUCAAAGAGAAAAUUACCUGGGUGGUUUGCCACAGGAAAUGAGACCUUACCUUGUAUCAGCAAGAAAUCAAUGGGCAAAACAAAGCACAAGGGUCUUUUUAGUUGAACUGGCAGUGGCCAGAGGAAUUGUGUGUGUCUUACUGCAUCAAAAUAGGGAAGCUGUAUUUCAUUUCUGAAGAGAGUGGGGAGUAAUAUUUCUGUUUAAAAAUUAUUCUAAUCUCAAAGUAAAACUCACUUGUUUAGCGAACCGCUGGUAUCUUAAAACAGCUUUGUGCAAUUCCCAUAAAGUUGAAUCUUCUGAGAGCCUGAGUGAGUAUAUCAUAGAAUGGAAUAGUAAGUUAGUUUCCCGUAAGAUUGCUCUAAGAAACUGUGUUGCACUGUCCUAUUUUUAAUCUCUUUACUUAAUUCAGCAGUAUAUUUGGAAAACAUAAUGUGCAAUGAUUUAAUAUAGAUAACAGACUAGUAGUUGUGUAGUGAUUGUGUAUGUGAUAUAAAACAUUCCAAUAUUACCAAAAUUCUGUCUUGUAAAUGAAGAAAUCAUAGUUACUUUACAAAUUAUAUUUACUAUUGUGAGAAGAACUCUUAUACACAUUUAAAAAUGGUAUUAGUGGACCAGACCAGUGUAAAUGAAACAUUUUGUGUUCCAUAUAAAUAGGGAAAAGAAUAUAACAAGAGACCAGAUUACACCAGACAACUAUGGAUUUUGUGUUUUAUAAACUAUUUCUAUUAUUUUUCAAGUAAUAAUAAAAAACGUCCUUCAUACUGAA
Molecule: messenger RNA, 5251 nt
Organism: Camelus dromedarius (Arabian camel)
Lineage: Eukaryota; Metazoa; Chordata; Mammalia; Artiodactyla; Camelidae
Gene: WRN
Product: WRN RecQ like helicase
Exons: 35
Coding region: 253-4590 (1445 amino acids)
Biological process (GO): double-strand break repair via homologous recombination; DNA replication; telomere maintenance
Cellular component (GO): nucleoplasm; chromosome; cytoplasm
Molecular function (GO): nucleic acid binding; ATP binding; 3'-5' exonuclease activity
Source: RefSeq, a predicted model, not a curated record